This is a messenger RNA of Caenorhabditis remanei, 1995 nucleotides long. RefSeq lists its product as uncharacterized. Bases 1 to 1995 code for a protein of 664 amino acids. Lineage: Eukaryota; Metazoa; Nematoda; Chromadorea; Rhabditida; Rhabditidae. The record is from RefSeq and is a predicted model, not a curated record. The transcript is spliced from 14 exons.
AUGAUUUAUAUUUUAUUUGUUUCAACAAUUUUUAUUGAAUAUGGACAUAGUGCACUUUUGGAAAACAGCUCCGCUCCAGAAUACAAAUGGGCGGGAUGUGAGAAUCUUGGAAAAUGUAAACUCGAUGGAUUCUCCAAACCUCCUCUAGUAAUUCUCAGUUUCGAUGGAUUCGCCAGAGAGUAUUUAGAACGGAGAAUCGUAAAAUCUCUGGAAUUUAUUUCCGAGUGUGGUGUGAAAGCAGACAGAGUUUUCCCAUCGUUCCCAUCAAAAACUUUUCCAAAUCAUUACACAAUGGUGACUGGUUUGUAUCCAGAAUCGCAUGGAAUCACUGAUAACAAUGUGUUCGAUCUCAAGUUGUCCCCUAAUUUAACAGCAAUGAGUAGUAAUAAAUCAGAGAUAUUUUAUAAUGGAGAGCCAAUUUGGUCAGCAUACAAAAGACUAACUGGAAAGUCAGCGCAUUGUCUGUUCUGGGUUGGAUGCUACUUCAAUAAUACCGGCUACAAACCGGAUGUAUCGCCAGAUUACAACCAAUCGUUACCGCUUCAAGAGAGAAUCGAUACGAUCAAUGAGGCUUUGGAAGAAGUCGAUAAGUACCUUGACGUUCUAUUGGGAACUCUUCAUGAUGAGGGACUAUUAGAAUGUAUAAAUCUAGUGAUAAUAUCGGAUCAUGGCAUGCAACCUCUGAACAAAACAAUCAAUAUUGAUGAUUACAUUAACACCGAAGGUCUAGUUCUUUCAAAAGGAGUAGUUGCGAGAAUUCAUUUGAAUAGAACUGACCGAACUGUAGAUGAUGUAUCUGCUCAAUUAAGAUGUAAAAUAGAUGGAGUCAAAGUGAACACAGUCAGAGAUAUCCCUUUGAGAAAACAUUAUUCGAAAUCUAGUCGGGUUGGAGAUAUUAUUAUCGAGGGACAACCGGGAACAACAUUUUAUAAUCAAACAGGCGGUGGAGAUCAUGGUUAUGACUAUUACAAUGAGAACAUGCAUACAAUAAUGUUUGCUCGUGGUCCAUCAUUUCGACCGAAUGUCACUGUUCCACCUUAUCAAAAUGUUCAAUACAUGAACUUGUGGUUGAGUUUGUUGGGCUUGGAAGGAGCUGUUGAGAAUAAUGGAACUAUUGGAUUUUUUGAUAGUAUACUCAAAAAUCCACCUGUUCGGGAAAAUAAUUGGAACACUAUAGAAGAAUGUCCUGAUUUCGGAUCAGCAGAUGUGCUUCCAUGUGGAAAAGGAGGAAAAGAAGAUUGGAAGAAAUUAUCUGCUCACCUGGAAUCUUGUGUGUAUUCUCAAAGCCUUCCAAUUCAUUCAACUAAUUAUUGUUAUCAAAGUUACUGUGAGAACUCAUUGAUCGUCAGCAAAAAUGAAAAAGACUCUAGAAAAGCUAUAAUUGAAAUACUCACAAGCUCUACUCAACAAAAGAAAACAAGUUCUCUGGAUGAAAACUUCAGUUUUGUGAAUUCCAAAUAUUCAGCGGAGUGCCCGGAAAUCCAAAAUAAUGAAUCUUUCUUCACCGCUGGGUCUGAAACAAUAAGCAAGAUGGCACAUGCUCAAUAUUCGUUUCCGGAUCUAUUUUUGAAAAACGUUUUAUUCCCUCUCUCGGAGAAAACUGCAGAGUACCUCGAUCGGUUUGGGAAACUAUUUGUUAUGUCUGGACUCGCUACUGACUCAAAUUUAGAUGGAAUAAGCGAUAGUGACUCAUCGGGGUUAGUAUCAGCACCAACUCAUUUCUACCGUAUUCUGAUAACAUGUACUGGUGGCUGGUUGUCCACGAACCCUCCGUUAUGCAAAAAAUACAAUGAAAUGAAAGUUUUGGCAUUCGUGUUUCCGAUUUUAAACGAAAAAACUGCAAUGGAUUGCAUGCACUCCGAUGACGUUCUUCUUGAUUACACUGCCACGGUUCAAGAUGUUGAGAGGAUAGCAGGUUUUCAGUGUCAGAUUGGAGCACUCAGCCACCAACAAAAUGUUUACAUUCGUAGAAAUAUUACAACUAGUUUCUGGUAG